This is a messenger RNA of Phycomyces blakesleeanus NRRL 1555(-), 312 nucleotides long. RefSeq lists its product as hypothetical. Gene Ontology annotation, cellular component: mitochondrion. Gene Ontology annotation, biological process: iron-sulfur cluster assembly. Bases 1 to 312 code for a protein of 103 amino acids. The transcript has 2 exons. Gene Ontology annotation, molecular function: 4 iron, 4 sulfur cluster binding; iron ion binding; 2 iron, 2 sulfur cluster binding. Lineage: Eukaryota; Fungi; Mucoromycota; Mucoromycetes; Mucorales; Phycomycetaceae. The record is from RefSeq and is a predicted model, not a curated record.
AUGAUUGCCGACCGGGACAAUGACCAUGAUCACUUUUUACGAGUCAUGGUAGAAUCAGGUGGUUGCCAUGGAUACCAAAAUAAAAUGGAACUUACAAAGACUGUUGAUGAGGAUGACAUUAUUUUUGAAAAGCAAGGUGUCCGGGUUGUCGUAGACGGGGUGUCACUCCAGUUCAUCCGAGGCUCGAACGUUGAUUUUGUAGAAGAAUUGAUCGGCUCUACCUUUCAGGUGGUUGACAAUCCAAAUGCAAAACAUAGCUGUGGGUGCAAUAUCUCUUAUGACAUUGAUAUUGACAUGCUCACUACAAAUUAA